ACGGCCACAGACAUUCUCUCCUUUAGCCAAUCCAUCCACUCCCCUUCGUGUUUUGUGGUUAAACUCUCAAACUCACUUCCCCUCUGAUCCAAACCAAACCACUCCAUCUCUCAGCUAUGGCCGCCGCAAGAGUCUUAGCCAAUGCCACCACAACCGCUGCCGCCUCCUCUUUCUUCUCUAAGACCUCCUUUCUCCCCAACCACACCCUCCCAUUCAAUUCCAAUUUCAUUUCCCUCUCCAGAAGACUCCCCUCCUCCAGAAAAUCAUUCUCCUGCAGAGCUUUGUAUCUCCCUGAGGUCAAGAUCAAGGAGGAAGGCCAGCCUGAAACCCUCGAUUAUCGCGUCUUCUUCACUGACCAGUCCGGCAAAAAGGUCUCCCCUUGGCAUGAUGUACCACUGCAUUUGGGGGAUGGUGUUUUCAACUUCAUUGUUGAAAUUCCUAAAGAAACUAGUGCAAAGAUGGAGGUUGCAACCGAUGAGCCGUUCACUCCUAUAAAGCAAGAUACCAAAAAGGGGAAGCUUCGCUACUACCCCUACAAUAUCAACUGGAAUUACGGAUUACUUCCACAAACAUGGGAAGACCCAUCCUUUGCUAACUCUGAAGUUGAUGGUGCCUUUGGAGACAAUGAUCCCGUUGAUGUCGUUGAAAUCGGUGAAAGUGAUAGGAAGAUAGGCGAGAUUCUAAAAGUAAAACCACUGGCUGCUUUAGCUAUGAUUGAUGAAGGGGAACUUGACUGGAAAAUAGUUGCAAUUUCACUUGAUGAUCCUAAAGCUUCAUUGGUAAAUGAUAUAGAUGAUGUCGAGAAACAUUUCCCGGGAACUUUAACUGCUAUUAGGGAUUGGUUUAGAGACUACAAGAUCCCCGAUGGAAAACCUGCUAACAAAUUUGGUCUGGGAAACAAGCCUGCAAACAAGGAUUAUGCCCUUAAAGUUAUUGAAGAGACCAACAAAUCUUGGGCCAAUCUUGUUAAGAGAUCAAUUCCUUCCGGUGAGCUAUCUCUUGUAUAGAAUCCGUAGUUUGUAGGAUUAUGCAGGUUCUAAUUAUGUAAGUGCUCCAAUUGAAACCGAAUCCGUCAUUUAUAUGUUUAUAAUGAUGUAGAACCCAUUUUCCAUUUUUGAGACAGAAUAAUGUAUGACCAUUUGGUGGUUUUGAUUU
Molecule: messenger RNA, 1155 nt
Organism: Cucumis melo (muskmelon)
Lineage: Eukaryota; Viridiplantae; Streptophyta; Magnoliopsida; Cucurbitales; Cucurbitaceae
Product: soluble inorganic pyrophosphatase 6, chloroplastic
Exons: 6
Coding region: 117-1007 (296 amino acids)
Biological process (GO): phosphate-containing compound metabolic process
Cellular component (GO): cytoplasm
Molecular function (GO): inorganic diphosphate phosphatase activity; magnesium ion binding
Source: RefSeq, a predicted model, not a curated record